Molecule: messenger RNA, 3187 nt
Organism: Vespa velutina
Lineage: Eukaryota; Metazoa; Arthropoda; Insecta; Hymenoptera; Vespidae
Gene: pygo
Product: protein pygopus
Exons: 5
Coding region: 361-1869 (502 amino acids)
Source: RefSeq, a predicted model, not a curated record
AACGUAAGAUACGUACGUAAGCGAACGCAACAAUGGCGACCUAAGGAAUUGGCGUGCGCUUCUUCACUCGAUAUCAUUUUGACACCCCACCAGUGUUUACGCUGCCUCGAUAUAAGAAUCUAUGAAGGUGAAAUCCGUUAGUGUUAAGGAAAAAUAUGUGACUUAUAAAAGAGUAAUUUGAGAAAAGAAGUGGCUCGUUAUACGUCUCUCUCUCAAAAGUUAUUUAAGCGCACGACACGAUUCAUGGUGUUGGUCUUUGGCGAAAAAACUCACGAACGAUGUAUACUACCAUAUCGCGCCAGAUGUAACGCACUGUGGUGCUCGUACGGCAUGGUAAAAUAGGGGAAGAGAACGAAGGAGAUGAGCCACAAUAUUGCAGGCAUGCCACCCUUCGCGAGGAUGCCUUUGGGGGGUAUGGGAAUGGGUGUGAGCAUGGGUCCUAGUGCCCCGCAUCCUGAAACUUCUGCUCACCCCCAUCCUCCGCCACCACCACCUGCCGGUGCCAAUCCUAAGAAAAAAAGGCGUACCAAUGCCAGCGUAGCACAGCCACCCCCGCAACAACCUCCAACUGCACAGGAUUUACUACCUCCACCAUUAACCGGUUAUGGGGAUACGAUAGUCGCGAGUAAUCCGUUUGACGAUACGCCCCCACAGACCACUCAAAGUCCCAUGAUGCACGGCGGUCCACCACAUAUGCAUCCUCAUCAUCCUCAUCAUAUGGGUGGACCGCCGAUGCGUGGUAUGAGUCCUCUUACUUCUAUUGGCGGUAUGAGUCCUAUGAUGCCACAUAAUAUGGGUAGUAUGAGCCCAAUGGGAAAUUCACCAAUGUCAAAUCAUAUGAACCACAUGGGUGGAAUGUCUCCCAUGAAUCAUACGCCUAUAGGUGGUAUAAGUCCUAUGAAUAAUAUGGGACCAAACAUGCCACCUGGUCCAAUGAAUACUAUGAAUAAUCAUAUGAACAUGAGUCAUAUGGGAAAUUCGCAAUUAAGCGGUCCACCUAUGGGUAGUCCAAUGAAUAACAUGAACAGUGGACCCAUGGGUAGUCCCAUGAAUAAUAUGGGACAUAGUAUGGGAAGUCCUAUGGGUGGUCCAUUAGGAUCACCCAUGAACACUAUGGGUGGAUCGAAUCAUAUGCCAAACGGACCAAUGAACAUGAACAAUAUGAAUAGCCAUAUACCACCCAAUAGUCCUUUAAAUGGUCCGUCUAUAAACAAUGUUAAUGUCAACAGUCCGUUAGGACAUAAUGGAUCUCAACCACAUCCGAAUCAUAUGGGAAAUAAUCUUAGUAAUAUAGGAAGACCUAUGAAUGGUCCUAUGACAACCAUGAGUUCCAUGGUCUCGAAUAAUAUGAAUAUGAGCGGGCCAAGUCAAAUGAAUAAUAUCAAUAUGGGAGGUCCACCAAUGAACAAUAUGUCCAAUAUGAAUAUGAGCCAUCAUAAUCAAAUGGGACAUAUGCCAGGACCAAUGGGUACAAUUUCCAGCAAUAUAGGAGGUGGUCCACCUAUGGGUCAUGCUAUAAAUAUGGGUGGAUCUAUGCCACCUCAUGGAUUUCAAGGCCCACCAGGAAUGGGCCCAAAACCAAUGCCUGUUUCUGCAGGAAAAAUAUAUCCUCCGGAUCAAGCUAUGGUAUUUAAUCCACAAAAUCCUAACGCACCACCAAUUUAUCCUUGUGGAGUUUGCCAUAAAGAGGUGCACGAUAACGAUCAAGCAAUCCCUUGUGAAUCUGGCUGUAAUUUUUGGUUUCAUAGGGGAUGCACAGGAUUGUCGGAGACAGCCUUUCAACUAUUAACUGCAGAAAUUUAUGCCGAGUGGGUGUGUGAUAAGUGCUUGCAAUCGAAAAGCAUACCUUUGGUUAAGUUUAAACCAUAACACUUCUUGACCCGUCGUAUAUGCGACGCACGAGUGACUCUUUGUUAGCGUUUACACUUUGUACACGCACACACAUGCGCGUGCGAUUGCACACACGUAUACACACACACACACAUACAUACAUACAUACAUACAUACAUACAUAUAUACAUAUACACAAACACACACACAUAUACAUAGCACGGAUAGAUAGAUAGAUAGAGAGAGAGAGAAAGAGAGAGAGAGAUCAUACACAUAAUAAAUCACACGAAAUACAAAGAGAGAGAGAGAGAGAGAGAGAGAGAGAGAGAGAGCGAGAGAGAGAGAGAGAGAGAGAGAUACACAGAAAUACAUAAAAUACAUACAGCAAAGUCUACUGGUGCAGACGUUAAGUCGUGCAUAAAUAUAAACAUGCGCUGUUUGUUAACAACUUAGCUUUAACUUGUUGAAAAUAUUAGGGAAAGCGAUUCUGAGGACUUGAAAAUGAGAUUGAAAGUUGAUCGGAUAAAGGAAAUGGAAUUAAUACAAGAAAAUAAUUGCUUUAAAAUUUUGAGUCUGUUCGUGAUAAGUUGAUUCGCCUAUAUAUUUUCAAAUUAAUUUAUAUAUAUAGUUUCAAUUAAUUAAUUGAAAUGUCUUUAAUGAAUAUGGCUGUAGUAUCGAUUUGGCAUAUAUAUACAUAUAUAUAUAUAGAUAUAUGUGUAUAUAUACACGUAGAUACAUAUACAUAUAUAUAUAUAUAUACAUAUACAUACAUAUAUAUAUAUAUAUAUAUAUAAAGAAAUUUUAAAUACGAGAGAAACGUGAUUAAUAAAAUCAACAAGAAGAUUUUUAUUAUCGAGGCAUUUGAAGAACCCCUCUCUCCUACAGCUAAAUAAUAUUACGUUUUCAAAUGAACUGUUAUCUAAAUGCAUAAUAUAAGAAUUUAUACGGCAGUAACGAGAUACAAAUACAAUUGUUUGUAAAGAAACAAAAAUUUUAUUACUAACAACGGGUACUGCAUUCUUUUAACAUGUAUACAUAAUUAUUAUAGGUAAACUGUUGUCCUGUGUUUAUAUAACAAUUGUUAUAAUGUUUUUAUCCAUUGGUAUUUAGGUAAAACGACUAAAAAUAAUAAUGAGUUUUUAGUUUCAUGUCAAAUUCUCUAUACAAAGGUUUAACUUUGUACGACCAUACACACAAACACAAACACACACACACACACACACACACACAUACACACAAAAGAAAGAAAAAAAAAAGAAGAAAAAGAAACUUGUAUAUAAAGUAGCUUUGUUUUACAUGGAAAAUAUUCAUUCUUAUUGGCUUACGGAAUCCUUUUUUUUUAAAUAAAAUUAACAAA